This is a messenger RNA of Coniosporium apollinis CBS 100218, 654 nucleotides long. Its product is annotated as 60S ribosomal protein L10a. The record is from RefSeq and is a predicted model, not a curated record. Lineage: Eukaryota; Fungi; Ascomycota; Dothideomycetes. Gene Ontology annotation, cellular component: large ribosomal subunit. Gene Ontology annotation, biological process: translation. The coding region runs from base 1 to 654 and encodes 217 amino acids. Gene Ontology annotation, molecular function: structural constituent of ribosome; RNA binding. The transcript is spliced from 4 exons.
AUGUCGAAGAUCACUGUCGCUGGAGUGCGGACUAAUGUCCAGGAGCUCCUUGAUUACAGCCAAAACACGAAGAAGAGGAACUUCCUUGAGACCGUAGAACUCCAGAUCGGCCUCAAGAACUAUGAUCCUCAGCGUGACAAGCGCUUCAGCGGCACUGUCAAGCUCCCGCGCGUGCCUCGUCCCAACAUGACCAUCUGCGUUCUCGGCGACCAGCACGACAUCGACCGCGCCAAGCAUCACGGCGUCGACGCCAUGUCCUCGGACGACUUGAAGAAGCUUAACAAGAACAAGAAGCUCAUCAAGAAGCUCGCCCGGAAGUACGACGCCUUCAUCGCCUCCGACACCCUGAUCAAGCAGAUUCCCCGUCUCUUGGGCCCCGGUCUCUCCAAAGCCGGCAAGUUCCCGACGCCCGUGUCGCACGCCGAGGACCUCGCCAACAAGAUCACCGAAGUCAAGUCCACGAUCAAGUUCCAGCUUAAGAAGGUCUUGUGCAUGGGUACCGCUGUUGGUCACGUCGAUAUGACUGAGGAUGAGCUGAUUGGCAACAUCAUGUUAUCCAUCAACUACUUGGUUUCGCUGCUGAAGAAGGGAUGGCAAAAUGUUGGGUCGCUGACGAUCAAGGCGUCGAUGUCGCCGCCAAAGCGUCUUUACUAG